GGAGGAGGCCCCGGCCUUGUUUGGAUGGUGGACGGAUAGAGGAGGUAGAGACUUGAUAAACUGGAAGGCAGCUCCUCAGACUCUCACUUCUGUCCUACUCCCACUCCCACAUCAUCCCAGCAGGUCCUGCACUGCCACGUGCUAGUCGCUCUUGUAGGUCUGCAGCUUGUCCACAGCGCCCCCUGCAGUCAUGUGUGAUGAUGAGGAGAGCACUGCUCUGGUGUGUGAUAACGGAUCCGGUCUAUGUAAGGCCGGGUUCGCCGGAGAUGACGCUCCCAGGGCCGUCUUCCCCUCCAUCGUCGGCCGGCCCAGGCACCAGGGAGUGAUGGUGGGAAUGGGGCAGAAGGACAGCUAUGUGGGAGACGAGGCUCAGAGCAAGAGAGGAAUCCUCACCCUGAAGUAUCCCAUUGAACACGGGAUCAUCACCAACUGGGAUGACAUGGAGAAGAUCUGGCAUCACUCUUUCUACAACGAGCUGCGAGUAGCUCCAGAAGAACAUCCCACUCUGCUGACCGAGGCUCCUCUCAACCCUAAGGCCAACCGAGAGAAAAUGACUCAGAUCAUGUUCGAGACUUUUAAUGUUCCUGCCAUGUACGUGGCCAUCCAGGCAGUGCUGUCGCUGUACGCCUCCGGACGCACCACAGGUAUAGUCUUGGACUCAGGUGAUGGCGUCACCCACAACGUGCCAAUUUAUGAGGGGUAUGCUCUCCCACAUGCCAUCAUGAGGUUGGACCUGGCGGGCCGCGACCUGACAGACUACCUCAUGAAGAUCCUAACUGAGCGAGGCUACAGCUUUGUCACCACAGCGGAGAGGGAGAUCGUUCGUGACAUUAAGGAGAAGUUGUGUUACGUAGCUUUGGACUUUGAGAACGAGAUGGCCACAGCAGCUACUUCUUCUUCUCUGGAGAAAAGCUAUGAGCUUCCCGACGGUCAGGUGAUCACCAUCGGCAAUGAGAGGUUCCGCUGCCCAGAGACGCUCUUCCAGCCCUCCUUCAUUGGUAUGGAGUCGGCUGGAAUCCAUGAGACAACCUACAACAGCAUCAUGAAGUGCGACAUUGACAUCCGUAAAGACUUGUAUGCCAACAACGUGCUGUCAGGAGGAACCACCAUGUACCCGGGGAUAGCUGAUCGGAUGCAGAAGGAGAUCACAGCGCUGGCUCCCAGUACCAUGAAGAUCAAGAUCAUCGCUCCUCCAGAGAGGAAGUACUCGGUGUGGAUCGGUGGCUCCAUCCUGGCCUCACUCUCCACCUUCCAACAGAUGUGGAUCAGUAAGCAGGAGUAUGACGAGGCAGGACCCUCCAUCGUCCACCGCAAGUGCUUCUAAAGAACCCCACCUGUCUCCGGGUCUAUGUGCUCUGCAGCCUCCCCUCCGUUUCGGGCUUCAGCACCGCCUUUGUUUUAACCUCACUGAGCACCAGCUACCAGACCCCAGGUCAGCCCUCCACCACCCAGCCACAGGACUUCCUGUGAUAAAGAGGUAGAAAGAUGCUGAACGCUCCUGGCUGGAUCAGCAGUUACAAGGGAAGUGAUGUUGUCUUUAAUGCUGGACUUAUUUGGUCAUAUUAAUGAAUCAACCCCCUUAUUUUCACCUUCAAACUGUGAAUCUGCAGCUAUGUCCUCCCCCUGUAGCACAGACCCUCACACCAAUCAUGGCCUACCCCUUCCUCCCCCCCUCUUCCUCCAUGUUGGUUCUGAUCUUCUUUCAGAAUAAAGCUUGAAUGUUGCUGGGGAGCAGAGCACACUUGCAUUGCAUUACGAUGAUGUCACAGCGUGAUCAGGAGGCUCCGCCUCAUAGACGGUGUGUAAACAUGACCAUCCAGAAAGAAAUAAAGAGCUCCAAU
Messenger RNA from Cyprinodon variegatus (sheepshead minnow), 1841 nucleotides. It is a transcript of the gene acta2, whose product is annotated as actin, alpha 2, smooth muscle, aorta. The record is from RefSeq and is a predicted model, not a curated record. The coding region runs from base 191 to 1324 and encodes 377 amino acids. The transcript is spliced from 9 exons. Lineage: Eukaryota; Metazoa; Chordata; Actinopteri; Cyprinodontiformes; Cyprinodontidae.